Messenger RNA from Phytophthora sojae, 575 nucleotides. RefSeq lists its product as hypothetical. The transcript is spliced from 3 exons. Bases 25 to 327 code for a protein of 100 amino acids. Lineage: Eukaryota; Oomycota; Peronosporomycetes; Peronosporales; Peronosporaceae. The record is from RefSeq and is a predicted model, not a curated record.
GCAACAUGCCCCAAGAGCCGAAGCAUGGGCUUGCGGCCCGCACACCGAGAAGGGCGUGACUGGGUGCUGGUUGCCGACUGCAACGGCAUCCCUCCCACUACUGCCCGCAACAUCGUCCAGCGCCAAGCCGCUGAUGUCAAGAAGAGAGGCGGCGCGCGGGCGGCGUGCACGAAGUGUACUCCAGAAAUGGAGGAAGCUCUCGUGGGCUACCUGGAAGACAACUGCCAGUACACACUCGUGCAGAUGCAGGAAAUGCUUGCGUUCGACUUCAGGGUGCACAUCAGCACUUCGUUGAUCAGUUCGCGUAGAGCCCGAGACCUGCAAUAAUGCUGUAAAUAUCGAGAAGAGGAGGGUGUUUGGUGAAGCGUUGCUGAAGCAUGAGCGGAACGGUGCUUUUAUCGUGUAUUAUGACGAGACCAACUACUACUGUACAACCUGUACUGUAAGCGGACGCAAGGUCUGUCGCCGCUGCUAUUCGUAGCGAGCCCAUGGAGUAUGGAACUUAGAUGUUUGCUGUGGACUAAAUCCACAUUGGUCUGUACUAAUCCUCGAAAAAAUAAAUUUUUGAAAAAAAU